Molecule: messenger RNA, 1134 nt
Organism: Hibiscus syriacus
Lineage: Eukaryota; Viridiplantae; Streptophyta; Magnoliopsida; Malvales; Malvaceae
Product: cystinosin homolog
Exons: 8
Coding region: 138-962 (274 amino acids)
Biological process (GO): L-cystine transport
Cellular component (GO): vacuolar membrane
Molecular function (GO): L-cystine transmembrane transporter activity
Source: RefSeq, a predicted model, not a curated record
GGUUGAAAAAUCAAAGAGUGAACGUAUCCUCAAAGGAGGACCAAAUACAGAAAGAUAUAUCUUCGUCAUUGGGUAUUUAAUUUUGCCAUCUCUGAUUUUCUCUACCUCCAAUCAACAGGGAAAAUCAGGCAAAAAAGAUGGCAUCCUGGAAUUCAUUUCCACUGGAAAUCACAUAUGAAACUUUCGGUUGGCUUGCGUUUUUUUCGUGGUCCAUUAGUUUCUAUCCUCAAGUCAUCUUAAAUUUCCGAAGAAAAAGCGUUAUUGGGUUGAACUUCGAUUUCGUGCUGCUAAAUUUGACAAAGCACUCCUCUUAUAUGAUCUACAACGUUUGUCUCUACUUUAGCCCAGUUAUUCAGCAGCAAUACUUCGACAAAUAUGGCUCUGGAGAGAUGAUCCCUGUAGCUGCUAAUGAUGUUGCAUUUUCGAUACAUGCUGUUUUGUUGACAGCUAUUACUCUGUUUCAAAUUGUGAUUUAUGAGCGUGGGAUUCAAAAGGUUUCUAAGAUUUCUAUAGGAAUUGUCUCUGUUGUGUGGUUAAUCGCCGCCAUUUGUUUCUUUGUAGCAUUGCCUAGCCAUUCAUGGCUUUGGUUAAUCUCCAUCUUUAACUCAAUUCAAGUUUUCAUGACUGUGAUCAAAUAUAUUCCCCAGGCAGUCAUGAACUUUGCACGAAAGAGUACGGAUGGGUUCAGCAUUGGAAACAUUUUGCUUGAUUUUACUGGAGGAUUGGCAAAUUAUGCUCAGAUGGUCAUACAGUCUAUUGAUCAAAAUUCUUGGGUGAACUUCUACGGAAAUAUCGGGAAGACAUUGCUUUCUUUGGUAUCCAUUUUCUUUGACAUUAUUUUCAUGUGUCAACAUUAUGUGUUAUAUCCCGCUAGGAAAGCAACGGUCCCUUCUAAAGUCGAACGAGAGGGCAGGGAGCCGCUUGUCAAGUCCAUCAACGAAUCUGCCUCCGAAAAUGUGUAAGGCUUUCGCCCAGCACUGAACAUUGUAUUUUACAUGCAGGGAAAACAAGUACAAUAUCAUAUGUAAAAUUCAUGUCAUUCUUGUUUUUCUUUUACCCUAUUGUAUUAGAAAGACCAUACAUUUUAAUCGCUGUGAAACAAACAAAUUGUGCAACUUAUCAGAACAUAUAUCC